Molecule: messenger RNA, 1400 nt
Organism: Owenia fusiformis
Lineage: Eukaryota; Metazoa; Annelida; Polychaeta; Sabellida; Oweniidae
Source: the annotation of a GenBank genome assembly
CGAACAAAGCGCUUUUCAAAUCAUAAACCAUGGAUGGACUACACCGAUAUAAUACAGUGUUAAUGAAUUAAGAUAAUAACGAGGAAAUUUCACAUUAUAUCAUAUUCAUAGUUCCAGACCUAUAGUAUUACUAAUGAUGAUGCUCAAAGGUUGGGGUUUGUGCCUGCUGUUGAUUGGUGUGACAUCUGGAGGUAAACGGCCACCAUACAAAUAUAUAGGAGACGAUAAUUUUACCAUGGAGGACGAGAAAUAUUGUCCUGAGGCAAUAGACUCCGUCAUCUUCGAUAGAGAGGUAGAAUGGGAUAUAGAAGACAGAGCAAACAAAACGUGUCCUCCAGAGUUCAUGCUGACAAAAUCUUCCAUUCCUGGUGGUGGACAAGGUAUAUUUGCUACUGUUAAUAUACCUGCUGGAGUGUGGUUGGGACCAUAUGAUGGAGAAAGAGUCUACCAAUAUAGAAAGGUUCGCUUGGAUGCUGAAUAUGCAUUUAAGGUGAAAGUGAAUAGUCAUGUUUACAUGUACAUUGAUGCCUGGAAUCCAAGAACUUCCAAUUGGAUAAGAUACAUCAACGCUGCAUUGGAUAUGGUACAACAAAAUGUAGAAUUCUUACAAUGCUAUGACAAGAUUUACUAUCACACCAUUAAGCCAAUCCCUGCUGGUACUGAGGUGUUAGUCUUCUAUGGACAUGGCUAUGUAUUUGCUAAUCAUAAGAUAGAUAUGUACUCCUACUGCAAGUGGUACAAUGGGACAUUCUACCAAUCAAUAGACUCAAACUUUAUAUGUGAUAGGAUAAAAACAAAGAGACAACUAACAUGUGAUAUACCAUUAUAAAUCUAGGAAAUCAUAAUUAGGUCUGAAUAGUGCCAUACUGAGUCUACACAGACAACAUGUGAUAUACCAUUAUAAAUCUAGGAAAUCAUAAUUAGAUCUGAAUAGUGCCAUACUGAGUCUACACAGACAACAUGUGAUAUACCACUAUAAAUCUAGAAAAUCUGUUUUUUACAAGUUUAGUUUCUGUAUGUGUUAUAAUCACCAAAAUUCAGUGCAUACCUGUAGUGUGUACUAUUUUUGCGUAUUUUUGGUAUAGCUGUAGUAUUUGUGAGUAUAGUAUUUUAUUGUGAGUGUUCAGUCAGCACAAUUAUGUGCAUUUUCAGCAAAAUAAGGUAAAAAAUUAAAAAUUUGAUUAGAACUGUCUUUUGCACUGUGUAUAUUGCAGAAUUGAAAUUAAGGUAUUUUCAAAUAGGUGGCACUGAUUCUGCCUAUUGAAUAUACAAAUCUUAUGUGACGUUUAUCAGCAUGUUUGUUUUAAAUAGUAGUACUAAUAUAAGACUAACUGCCACACAUUAUUAUGCAAUGCAAUAAAGUGCAGUAAAACAAAGUCUCAAUUUUACAAUUUUUAUCA